AUGCCAAAGGAUCGUGGGAUACAGGUGCUGCCCCUCAUGUGGGUGUACGCAUAUAAAUUCGAUCAGGAUGGCUUUCUCAUCAAGUGCAAGGCGCGGAUAUGUGUACGUGGAGACCUACAGACGAUUUCGGCCGAAGAGAAGCGGGCAGCAACGUUAGCUGCUCGGACAGCGAGGACGUUAUUCGCCUUAUGUGCGGCAUAUGACCUAGACCUCCGUCAGCGGGAUGCAGUAGCCGCCUUUCUCAACAGCAAGCUCCAGACACACGUGUAUACCUUGAUGCCAGAAGGGUUCAAAACCCAAGGCAGGUGCUGGCAGCUACUUAGAGCUCUAUACGGCCUGAGGAUAUCGCCAAGGCUCUGGCAGCAGGAUGCCACGAAGGUGCUAAGAAGCCUUGGAUUAGAGCAGGUCGGAGAGGAUCCGUGCGUGUUCGUAGGCGAGGGGAUCAUCAUAUUCUUCUACGUGGACGAUAUCCUCAUAGCAAGUCAUCAUAUGGCGAAGGAACGUGCACGUCAGAUCGAACAGGAACUCGAGAAGCACUGGGAACUUACAGAUCAGGGUGACGCAGAAUGGUUCCUUGGAAUUCGUAUCCUGCGGAAUAGAGCAGAAAGGAAGCUCUGGCUAGUCCAAGAUAGCUACUUUACGAGCGUUGCAGAAAGAUAUAACCUCACCGGACGAGCUCUAGUAUGGACGCCAGGGACCGUUGACCAGCUGGAUCCAUAUAACGGGCAAGCUACCCCGCAGGGGAUACUGGACUACUAG
Penicillium longicatenatum is the source of this 759-nucleotide messenger RNA. RefSeq lists its product as uncharacterized. Lineage: Eukaryota; Fungi; Ascomycota; Eurotiomycetes; Eurotiales; Aspergillaceae. The transcript has a single exon. The coding region runs from base 1 to 759 and encodes 252 amino acids. The record is from RefSeq and is a predicted model, not a curated record.